Camellia sinensis is the source of this 573-nucleotide messenger RNA. RefSeq lists its product as uncharacterized. Lineage: Eukaryota; Viridiplantae; Streptophyta; Magnoliopsida; Ericales; Theaceae. The record is from RefSeq and is a predicted model, not a curated record.
AUGGAACCUCCACCACUCAAAAAAGGCAAAACCCUUUUCUCAUUCUACCAAUCAAAACAGAAUUCUAAUAGUACAACAUCCAAUGUUGUUGAAACCUCAUUUUCUGAUGUGCAAUCGCCGCCUUCCAUGCCUCAAGCAAAUAAACCAAGUGAAUUUGAUUCAACUGUUAUUGAACGGGAUCCUGGUUUACGCUUGCAAAUUUGUGAAUAUCCAGUUAAUCAACGAGAUGAGGUUAGACGAGCUCAUAUGAACUUGGGGCCUUAUCAACCUAAACUUGAGUAUCUUCGGUCCUCAUUUGGAAAGCAGAAUCGUCGAUUCCAACAUAUUUGGUUUAAACAAUUUUCUUGCCUAGAGUAUUCUCCUUCAAAGGAUAAAGGAUAUUGUUUUUCAUACUUUUUGUUUGAUCAACCAAAUAAGUCGAUCAGUCGUUCUGCACUUGUUGAUGAGGGGUUUAACAAUUGGAAGAGAGUAAAUGAUGGAUCCAAAUGUGUUUUUUUGCUUCAUGUUGGACUUGCAUCUUCUUCACAUAGUUGUUGUGUUAUUAGUCAUGACAAUUUAAAGAAAUCUUCCUAA